Messenger RNA from Trypanosoma conorhini, 1158 nucleotides. Its product is annotated as putative cyclophilin. The record is from RefSeq and is a predicted model, not a curated record. NCBI's taxonomy places the organism in Eukaryota, Euglenozoa, Kinetoplastea, Trypanosomatida, Trypanosomatidae. Bases 1 to 1158 code for a protein of 385 amino acids. Gene Ontology annotation, cellular component: intracellular membrane-bounded organelle. Gene Ontology annotation, biological process: protein peptidyl-prolyl isomerization. Gene Ontology annotation, molecular function: peptidyl-prolyl cis-trans isomerase activity. The transcript has a single exon.
AUGCUUGCCCUUGGGAGGAGGUGCGCGGGCGGGCGUCAAGUUGGCGUCCUCCACAUUACUGCGGUGGCGCGAGUGCGUAUGGGGGCCGGCCCUUUUCGUCAUCAGCAGUCACUGUUUUGCAGCUCUUCGGUGCUGUUUUGUGCCGGGGGCGGCGGCAGCAGCAUCGCCGCAGGGGAUGCAGUGACCGCUCGAGAUGCGAAGGGAAACUCGUUGAUUCGGGUGAAGCGACUCCCGCUGACGCUGAUAGAAGAAGUUCCUCUCCCAGAGCGUGUCUUGACGGACCUGGAGCUGGUAAUGAUGGCGUGGUGCGAGGAGCAUGCGCGGCAGUACGCCAUCAUCAUGAUGGCCAUUCGGGCGGCCAUUUUCUUAUUGCUGCUCAUCAUUCUUUACGUAUUCUACCGAACUCAACUCUCCAGCGAACGCAUGAUACGCGGGGUGGCUCACAUGCCGGCGGACCUUCGCAUUGGCAGCGUAGUUUACUUUGACUUCGCAGAGAACGGCGCAGAUAUUGGCCGGGUUGUCAUUGGGCUUCUCAACGAGAACUGCCCCCUCUACUGUGAGUACUUUCACCGACGGUGCACAGGGAGCGGUGAAACAGGCGACUCCUUCCGCGGGAUGCAGUUGGCCGCCAUUGUCCCACGGCACUGUUUGAUUUUUGGGGACGGGCGGGAGAUGACCCACGAAGUCACCGGGUUUAAUUCUCACUACUUGCCCACCGAGCACCUCGGCACGGGCUCUUGGCGAGGGGCCUUGUCGUCGAUUGCGUACGGCGUCAACAAGGAAAGCCCAAACUUCGCCAUUCACGUCUCUGCAGGUGACUAUGCCCCGCAGAUCUUCGCCUUAGUUAUUGGCGGCUUUGACGUGAUUGAAAGAAUAAAUUCUGCGGGCUCAAAGCAUGGAAACGCCCCAAAGAAGGACUUUACAAUCGUAGAAUGCGGUGAGUUGUGCACGCUUGCCAAGUCGCACAUCAUUCCCAUGCCGUGGAAGUUGUACGAAGGCAUUUCUCGAGGGUACGACGAAGAAAAGUUUGGUGAGAGGCUUCCUCGCGACUUCCUUGAGAGGUCCGACGCACGCUCUGCCGCCACGCUCUUGGACGGCGCGGCCGCUGAGGGGACGGUAGGAAAGGCAGCAGCGCCUUGGUGGAGAUUUUUGUGGUGA